Sinocyclocheilus rhinocerous is the source of this 3356-nucleotide messenger RNA. Its product is annotated as rho GTPase-activating protein 20-like. Bases 226 to 2622 code for a protein of 798 amino acids. The record is from RefSeq and is a predicted model, not a curated record. Gene Ontology annotation, biological process: signal transduction. The transcript has 13 exons. Gene Ontology annotation, molecular function: GTPase activator activity. NCBI's taxonomy places the organism in Eukaryota, Metazoa, Chordata, Actinopteri, Cypriniformes, Cyprinidae.
GAAAGACAAAUACAUUGUUCAAAGUGUGGACAAUCAAAGUGCGGAGCUUGUGAGGAGGACGGAAUAACUGAACACAGCCCUGGAUUUUGUAUUUCUACCACACUGAAACAGAAAAGAAGGAGAACAGCAAAGGGAGGAUAACCCAGAGGCAGAUGAUGAUAUGGAAGCAUUGAUCUGAUUAGUCCUCUAAAUCACCUCCACACUCUUUUUACUUGGAUUUUAACCAUGGGACCACUACACAAGCCAGGAUGGCAGAAGAGAAGCCGAAUCAAAAGUUGUGUGGAAAACCAGCACUCCAACAAGUCUUUCUCUCAACGCAGACAGUCCGCACCUUCUAUUAUUCUCAGCAAAGCUCUUACAAAGUCGAAACCUGUCGCCAGGAAUUGUGCAUCUCAGGUUAGCCAGGACAUUUUCGCCCUGAUCCAGUCUCUGCUCAGCCCGACAAGGAAGCUCAUUUGCCAAGGCAAUGUGGUGCUGCAGACUGGCCUUCAGACCCAAGAGAGAUUCCUCAUCCUCUUCAGUGAUCUUCUCAUCAUCACCAAGGCUAAGUCAGUAAUGCAGGUGAAGCAGAAGAAGUGUGUGCGUGUUAGUGAGAUGUGGACGGCCAGCUGUGUGGAUGAGGUGUGUGAGGCCAGUACCGCUUCAGAGAGGAGCUUUGUCAUGGGUUGGCCAACUUACAACUGUGUGGCUACUUUUAGCAUUUCAGAAGAAAAAGAUAGGUGGCUGUCUCUCAUUCAAAGUUGUAUACAAGAAGAAAAACAGAGUGAUAAUCCGAAGAUGAUUCCACUAAAGAUACUUGCAAAGGAUGUUGGGAACUGUGCCUAUGCAAAGACUCUUUUUAUCAGCAACACAGACUGCACCUCUGAUGUCAUUGGCACAGCACUGCAACAGUUUGGUCUUUCGGGUGGAAUAAAAGAUUAUAAGUUGUGGGUAUGUUCAAAACAAGAUGAAACACCAUACCCUUUAAUUGGUCAUGAGUUUCCUUAUAGCAUUAAGAUGAGCCACAUUCGCCUGCUGCAGCAAGAUGCAGUGACAUUAUCCUACAGCCAGAUGGCGCUUUUGCCUAUUGACGCUCACUGCCAGUUCUUCCUGAGGCCCAGUCAAAUGAGUAGCACCUUCACAGAACAGAAAAGCAAGAGGAGGAGGAUGUCUCUUAUUAGCUGGGCUUUUAAACGAGGCUUCAUCAUUGACCAGGAUGUUCAGUCCGAAUCUCCUGAUCAAACCAUUACACCGGCUUCUGGUCAUCUGUUUGGUCGGCCACUCAGUGAUGUGAUAAAAGACAAUACCCUGCCAUCACCCAUUGUUGACAUGCUGAAGUGUUUGUGCAGAGAGGGGGCCGUGACGCAUGGAAUAUUCCGGCGCUCUGCUGGAGUGAAGGCCUGCCGAGAAUUGAGGGAAAAACUGGAUUCUGGUCACUAUGAAGAGCCACUGAGUGGAGAACCUGUACUUGUUACUGCUUCAGUGUUCAAGUUGGAUUUGACUGAGGACAAUAGAAGCAACCGCGGAUCAGUUGGGUCCCUGCAGCAGAUGUCAGAUUCAGGUUAUGAGAGUCUAAAGAAUGAGGUGAAUACAGACACAGAGGACAUUUCUAAGAGUCGUCCUCUGAAAGACAGUCGUAGUAUGGACUCACUCAUGUCACUGAGUGAUUGUGACCUCGAUAUUCCAGAAAACCACCUGCCGUCUUCCACCCCAUUAGCACAACUUAGGAACUUUUCACCUGCAGUGCGACAGCUCCGAUCCCUUAAAUUAUACAGACGCUCCAUGUCCACCAUUGCUUUGACUUCUCAUCAGCAGGAAGUAACCCUAGAAAGUGGAAAACAUGAAGAGUUUAAGAGACCUGAUGAGGUCAAUGAUAAUUUGCUUUUGGAACUAAGCUUUCAACAACUGAAUUUCAUGAGAGAAAAACAAACUCCACCAACCUCCAAUGUGUCAUCGGCAGGAACUUCACCAACACACUCAUCUGUGAGUUCAAUAGACAGUCCAUUUUCUCUGUCCACCCGUAUGACUCGUCAUUCUCCUCAGGACUCUCCAGACAAGGGACAAUCUGAUUUGCUCGCUCAAAAUGGCGCAGACUACCAAAACUCAAACAGCUUGCCGAACGAAAAAUCAUCUCCGCCACAUCAUCAGAGGAACGUCACUAAUAUUGAAAUUAGUUUACAAUGUAAAGUGCCCCAAAAUCCUCCUCCUUAUCAGCAGGCCUUUCAAAAACUCAACAGAAAACCAUUCUCACAGACUCCCACUCAAAUACCUUCACAUAAAGGAAAAGGCCUUUUCUACAGGGGGCCCGGGAGCCCCACGCACAGUCCAUUAGGAGACCCCAAUGUGUCCUCUGACCCUCAGACCGUCAGGUUCUCCUGUCAAACCAGGACUGAAGAAGAGGUCAAAUUACCACAGAGUGUGUUUUACGGACAGAGCUGCAACUUGACGGUGCACAAAGUCAGGGAACAGAAUGCAGGUUUGAAGUCUAGCAAACUCUCUGGGGAGCAGUUGAGGUUUAAAGCUCUUGAUUUGCACCCCUCCUCUGGAAAAAUAGUCGGGGACUACUUUAUGGAUGCUUCUCCUCUCAGAGAGAAGCAGGCUCAAAGGCUCAGUUGUUGCAGUAGCAGCCAGUGGAUUGUCUGAAGCCAAUGGGAACAGUCUUUUUCAAAAACAGCACAUAAACAAUGGGACUCCAUUAAUGAUAAUAAUCUGCAGUUUCUUAUAAUUAACAAUUACACGCUUCAUAUGACAGAAUUAUUAAAUUUUUUAGAGGGGGCGUAACAUUCUCAUUUUCCACUAGAUAUUUUCAUCUUCAUCUCAUCAGCAAUUUCGAUUUUGGCACGCUCUGCAGCAGCUGACCCACUAAAGACCCAGGUAUACUUCAUUUACCACGUCCGCACAGCUUUCAAAGCAAACUCAACCGCUGAGUAAACUCACAAAAAUUGGGCUGCACGCGGACACUUCUGAUGAGGAAAAUUAGGAGGAAUCAACAUUGUGAUGUCUGUCAGCCAUCGACAAAGAACAAUGGCAUCAUCUAUUGGCCCAACAAUAAUUAUUUUUUUCUUUCAGUUUUCAAUGUGUUUCAAUGUUUUCAAACUGAAGCAUUUAAAGCAUUCAAAAACAGACACUUAUACUUGCACAUUCACAAAAUCCCCUUUUCAGGAUUACAUACAGUAGGGAUAGAUUACCCAUUUUGCUUGUUGAUCCUAAAACGUAAUUACUCAUAUUUUGAUUUUGAAAAAUGAAUGCCGCCAUUUUGAGGUCCAAGAAGAUUUAAUUUUAAGAUGAUCUGUGAGCAUUGUAAUGCCUUUUUGUAAAUGUAGCCAAACCUUUUAAUUAAAUGUAUACAAAACUGUUUGAAAGUAAAUAAAAAAAAA